This is a messenger RNA of Penicillium paradoxum, 1332 nucleotides long. RefSeq names its product fungal specific transcription factor domain-containing protein. Gene Ontology annotation, biological process: positive regulation of transcription by RNA polymerase II. The transcript has 3 exons. Lineage: Eukaryota; Fungi; Ascomycota; Eurotiomycetes; Eurotiales; Aspergillaceae. Gene Ontology annotation, molecular function: DNA-binding transcription factor activity; transcription cis-regulatory region binding. Gene Ontology annotation, cellular component: nucleus. The record is from RefSeq and is a predicted model, not a curated record. Bases 1 to 1332 code for a protein of 443 amino acids.
AUGAUCGAUCUCGAGAUCCAUUUUGAUGGCACCCAGUUCAGUUCCCAAGCAAUGAGGGCGUUUUCUCAGCCCAGUCCUUCAUCUCCUUGGCUGAACACCAUCCCUGCAGGCCAGCGAUCGAACUGUGAUCCUGUGCUCAUGUCAUACUUCGAGCACAUUAUCUGCAGCAGCUCUACCCUCGUCGACAACGCUCAUUAUAAUCCAUAUCGAUACCUUAUAUUACCCAUGGCCCUGCAAUCAGAGGGACUCUACCACGCGGCGUUGGCCGUCGCGGCUAAUACCCUCAAACUGUCAGACCAGCGGUACCGGCUUUCAGCGUUAGAGCAUCACCAUCGAGCGCUAACUCACCUCCGCAGUCUACUCAAUCAGGAUAAUUGGACAGAGCAUGAACUGGAUGAGAUGCUAGGGCUGGUACUGAUGUUAUGCUGGUUCGACAUUUCAGAUAGCAGUCGACCUUCAUGGGUCACGCAUCUUAACGGGUUUCAAGACCUAAUUCGAACACGAAAAGAACGCCCCGGUCGCUCAUCGCAUAGCCAGGAGUUGACGAAUUUCUUCAACCGUUAUUUCGCUUUCCAUUUAGUUCUUGCCCGCACAGCGUUUCGCGUCACCUAUCCUACAUUCCAUACAUCCCCCGUUUUACCGGACAGUAUCCUUGAAAAUUCAGACACGAUUGAUCCCUAUAUGGGAUUGAGUCCCGCCCUUUUGUUGAUGAUCGACCAAGUAGCGGAACUAGCGUGGGCUCGCGAAGAUGGCAACUUGAAAACCAGCAAUACAGAUGUCCAUCACCUCAAAACAAACCUUGAUGAACUAGAACAAAAGAUACCCUCUGGAAAUAUUGAUCCUAGCAUGGAAUGUGCUGCCAUCGCCGAGGCAAACAGGCUGGGCGCCCUGCUUCUUCUGCACGAGAUCUGUGCGACCAAGGCGACCACCAACACCUUCAGUAUUUCAAUAUUGGCUUCAGACGAGAAGAAUACCUAUGUGGAACAGAUUCUGGCCCUCAUGUCGGAAAAGAAAGCGAAUAUGAUGCGUACUGCGGUUCUACCAUUGUGGCCUCUCUUCCUGGCAGGGUGCUGUGCCCACCGGGAAGAGGAAAGAGUUGUCGUGCUACAGCUGUUUGAAGAAUUGGAGGGUAUUCGUCGAUUCGGGAACAUUGCCCCGGCAAUUGAAGUUGUGCAAAUGGUCUGGCGGCAAAGAGAUCUAUCAUCACAGGAUGAAAGGAAGCGGCGGAAAAAGAAUAAUUCACGGCGAGAGAAGAAUGUAGUGUAUGAAUCUCGCUUCUCGUGGGAACAUGCGAUGGUCAUGCUCGGUGGAUGGAAGCUCUGCUUGACUUAA